AUGAUUGUCAAAGCCAAGUCAGAGGGAGAUCGUGUUGAGAAUUUGAGAAAGCUUUUCCAAAGAUUAAGAAAAUGUCAGUUGAAGCUUAACCCCAAUAAAUGCACAUUUGGAGUGACAUCUGAAUUCGAUAUCCAAUAUGUCAGCCAAAAAGCAGUAAAAGAGAGUGCAAUAGCUGAAUUUAUUGCAAGUAGAACUUCUCAAGAAUAUGAGCCAAUAGAUUUUGAUUUUACUGAUGAAGAUUUGAUAGUAAUUUCAAUGGACGAAUCAGUUACAUCUCCUGAUGAAUAUUGGAAGUUGACUUUCGAUGGUCUUAAAGCUGCAAUUGAACGUAGAGUAAAAAUGCUCAAGGUAUAUGGGGAUUCAGCUCUGGUAAUUGACCAAAUUAGAGGAGAAUGGGAGAUAAGAGAUACUAAGCUUGUAAAAUAUCAGAAAUUGGUUCUGGAACGCAUCAAAGAAUUUGAAGAAGUGACUUUCUAUUACAUCCCAAGAGAAGAAAAUCAAAUGGCAGAUGCCUUGGCAACUUUGACAGCCGCAUUUAAAGCAGAUGAGUAUUCAAACAUGAUGUCUAUUGAAAUACAUACUUAUGAAUAUCCAGCUUAUUGUUUUAACAUUUAA
Messenger RNA from Hibiscus syriacus, 615 nucleotides. RefSeq lists its product as uncharacterized. Lineage: Eukaryota; Viridiplantae; Streptophyta; Magnoliopsida; Malvales; Malvaceae. Gene Ontology annotation, molecular function: RNA-DNA hybrid ribonuclease activity; nucleic acid binding. The transcript is spliced from 3 exons. Bases 1 to 615 code for a protein of 204 amino acids. The record is from RefSeq and is a predicted model, not a curated record.